AUGGCUAAUUCAUCAACUGACGACAGCAAUGGCGCCGACGCUAAAGUCUUUGGCGAAGGGAUCAAAGAUGAUGCCGUCCUCGAGACGUUCGGAUAUGAACAGGAGCUGAAGAGGACUUUCGGUGUUGUCGGCAUGAUCGGAUUCAGCUUCAGCAUCGUGACGUGCUGGACCGCUCUCUCCGGUGUCCUCAUCGUCGGAGUGGAAUCAGGCGGGCCCCCGGUCAUGAUCUGGUCCUGGGUAGGCGUUUGUGCUGUGUCUCUGGCCGUCGCCUACUCGAUGGCCGAGAUGUGUUCGGCGUACCCAGUCGCCGGAGGCCAGUACUCGUGGGUUUUCAUACUGGCGCCGAAAAGAUGGGCGCGCGGGCUAUCGUAUGUCUGCGGAUGGUUCAUGCUGAUUGGCAUUCUGGCAAUGGGAGCGGUGAACAACUUCAUCUGCGCCAACUUCAUCCUCGGCAUGGCCAACCUCAGCAACCCGAACUACACCAUCGAGCGGUGGCACACGGUGCUCGUCACGUACCUCAUCUGCACGCUCGCCACGCUCUCCAACAUCUUCCUCCCGCACCUCCUCAACCGCAUCUCCAAAGCCAUCCUGCUGUGGAACAUCUGCUCCUUCCUCGCCUGCACCAUCACCAUCCUCGCCACAAACACCGACAAGCAACCCGCCUCGUUCGUCUUCUCCUCGUUCCAAAACACCACCGGCUUCCCCGCGUCCUACGCCGCCAUCCUCGGCAUCCUCCAGAGCGCCUUCGGCAUGUGCUGCUACGACGCGCCCGCGCACAUGACCGAGGAGAUCCACGACGCGCGCAAGCAGGCGCCGCGUGCCAUCGUGCUGUCCGUCUGGCUCGGCGGCGUGACGGGCUUCGUCUUCCUGAUCGCGCUGUGCUUCUGCAUGGGCAGCGUCGAGGCGACGGCGGCGUCGACGACGGGCGUGCCCGUCAUCGCCAUCUUCCACCACAGCACGCAGUCGGUGCCGGCCGCGUGCGCGCUGACCAGCCUCAUCACCGUCAUCGGGCUCGUGUGCGCCAACAGCCUCACCGCCGAGGGCGGCCGCGCCGUCUACGCCUUCGCCCGCGACCGCGGGCUGCCCUUCUCCGGCGCAGUGGGCGCGGUCCAUCCGACCCUGCGCGUGCCCGUGGGCGCGAUUCUGGUCACGGCCGUCGUGCAGGCUGCCUUCGACUCCAUAUACUUCGGCACCGUGACCGGCUUCAACACCGUCAUUUCCAUCGCCACCGAGGGCUUCUACGUCUCCUACGCCAUCCCCCUCUUCGUCCGCAUCCUCGCGCGUCUCGACCCGACGUCCAAGCCCCUCGUCGCCCCUCACUACUCGCUCGGCCCUUGGGGCGGAUUGUUUGCUAAUGUCGUUGGCUUCGUUUAUCUUGCUUUCGCCGUCAUUACGUUUAACUUCCCAACUGUGGACCCUGUUGAUCGGGAGAAUAUGAAUUAUACCUCUGCAGCGGUGGGGGUGGUUAUGAUCAUUGCGGCGGGGACGUGGGUCACGACGGGGAGGAAGCAGUAUUCGGGGCCGGAGAUGGAAGCGAAAGGGGUGGUUGUCGAGGGUGUGGAGAGGGAGGCCGAGGCCGAGACCGAGGCGGAGGAGAGUGGGGGGCAGGAAAAGAUGGCGGCACGGUGA
Molecule: messenger RNA, 1629 nt
Organism: Diplodia corticola
Lineage: Eukaryota; Fungi; Ascomycota; Dothideomycetes; Botryosphaeriales; Botryosphaeriaceae
Product: gaba permease
Exons: 5
Coding region: 1-1629 (542 amino acids)
Biological process (GO): transmembrane transport; amino acid transport
Cellular component (GO): membrane
Molecular function (GO): transmembrane transporter activity
Source: RefSeq, a predicted model, not a curated record